AUGGAAAUUUGCCACCAUAAAGGGCUGUUGAUACUCUUUAGUAGGACCGAGCUAAGUGAGUCGAGGAGUACGGGACAUAUUGAGGUGGUGAUGGUAAGCUUACAUGAAUUAGUCAAGGGGUUGAAAGCUGCUUUCCAAAUAAGAGACUAUCGUACAUGUGUAGAUCUGCUAGGUCCGAUCAAGAUCGAGCUGAUCAAGACAAGACUACUGGUGCCUGAUCUGUUAGCUGCGUCUGAGGGAAACGCGACUUAUCUGGAAGAUCUAGAAGUGGCCAAGAAGAUCCUAGAGAUUGGGGCACUGAGCUCGAUAAAUCUGCUUGACUUUGCUGGGUUCGAGAAUUACUAUGCGCAGCUGCGCGCAUUCUACUUUGGCCUCCCUGAGAACCACACGCUGGCGGACUCGGAGAACAAGAAGAAACUGAUUAGCCUCUACCUAUUGAUCCUGCUUUCGCAGGGCGACGUUACGAAAUUCCACAGCGAGCUUGAAUUUCUAAGCAAGCGGGACCUGGGCAACAUCGAGGAAAACAAGUAUCUGUCAUACCCGGUCAGGCUAGAGAAACUCCUAAUGGAGGGCUCGUACCAGAAAGCUUGGGACAUGCUGCAGAACGGGAGGGAAGAUGAUAAAAUUGAGGAAUUCAAUAUCUUUGACGAAACGCUGAUGAAUGCAAUUCGUGAUUCGAUCGCACGCAACACGGAGGUCGCCUAUGCAAGACUUCCUCUAUCUAACGUGAAGGCCCUAUUGUUCUUCAAAAGCGAGAAGGACACAGAAGCUUUCGCGAAGGCCAGGGGGUGGAAUAUAGUGAACGGCUGCGUUUUAUUCGAUGAAGACGACGUAUCUGAGAAGAAGGAGCAGACGAGCAUCGUCUCCAAGGCACUAAGCUAUGCUACAAACCUAGAGAGUAUUGUAUAG
Messenger RNA from Eremothecium gossypii ATCC 10895, 909 nucleotides. It is a transcript of the gene RPN12, whose product is annotated as proteasome regulatory particle lid subunit RPN12. Bases 1 to 909 code for a protein of 302 amino acids. The record is from RefSeq and is marked provisional. Gene Ontology annotation, biological process: proteasome-mediated ubiquitin-dependent protein catabolic process. The transcript has a single exon. Gene Ontology annotation, cellular component: cytosol; nucleus; proteasome regulatory particle. Lineage: Eukaryota; Fungi; Ascomycota; Saccharomycetes; Saccharomycetales; Saccharomycetaceae.